CGCGAAGCAGGCCAGUCGCUCGUGUGCGAGGCUACGUGUCGGAUGUCGAAUAUAGUUUACGCCCAUGUGUCCAUUUAUUGGUUUUUCGCGUUCAUUACCAAGUAUACACGCUCGUGUAAUCAUUGUAGAGAGAAGAUGGUGCUUCGUAAGAAUGUUUAUCAUAGGAACGCUUGUUUCGUGCGAUUUUGUAAAAUCGUUUAGGAAGUAACGUGUACGCAAGCGCACGUUGGUUUGCGACGAAAAAGAAUCGGGCAGGCAUAGGGAAAGAGAGAGAGAUAGAGAAGUGAGAGAAGAGAGAGAAGAGAAAGAGCAAAAGUGAAGAAUUGGCAUCGGCGACUCGGGCGCGUCUUUAACGUGCCUCAGGACCGACCGUCUAUCGGUCAUUGUUGUUACUGUCGUCUCAUCCUUUCUCUUUCUAUUUUAUUGAAUUUACUAGAACGGCAAGACUGAAGAAAGAUAGUGCGAUCGAAAGAAGGAAGGAAGUAAGGAGUCAUGGUAUCAAGGCACCACGACGCUACUUCCGACUUUGCUUCCGAGGAUCGUUUUGGUGCAUAUUGUUGUCGUAGCCAGGACAUGGCCUGCGAUCGUGCUGACUCGGACUUCGAGUUCUCAAUACCACCCGAAGCUCCUGUAUUCGAGCCGAGCACCGAGGAGUUCCUCGACCCUCUUGGAUAUAUCGCUAAAAUAAGACCGAUCGCUGAGAAAUCUGGCAUCUGUAAAAUCAAACCUCCGCCCAAUUGGCAACCACCGUUUGCAGUUGACGUCGACAAAUUCAAAUUUGUCCCGCGAAUACAAAGAUUAAAUGAAUUGGAAGCAAAAACUAGGAUAAAACUUAAUUUCUUAGAUCAAAUUGCUAAGUUUUGGGAACUACAAGGUUCCUCGUUAAAAAUACCUCUUGUCGAGCGCAAAGCUUUGGAUUUGUAUUCCUUGCAUAAGAUUGUCACAGACGAAGGAGGCAUAGAAACUGUAACUAAAGAAAGAAGAUGGGCGAAAAUUGCCAACAAAUUAGGUUAUCCCUCUGGAAGAAGCGUUGGAAGUAUUUUAAAAAAUCACUAUGAAAGAAUUUUAUAUCCAUUUGACGUAUUUAAACAAGGAAAAGCAUUGACUGAUAUUAAAAUAGAACCAGAUUCUGACGAAAAAACCGAAAAAAGAGAUCGUGAUUACAAGCCGCAUGGAAUAAUUUCAAGACAACAGAUAAAACCACCGGCUGAAAAGUUUUCGCGUCGUUCUAAGAGAUUUUCUGGCCAGGAAGAAAAACAAGAAGUUGGUAUUAAACAAGAAGACUGUAAAGAAGAAUAUGACUCUGAUCAUGACUGCAAGGAGGGUAUUGUUAGAGGCAGAUAUAUAGAUAACGAUAAAAGUAAGGAGCUUAAGAAAUUACAAUUUUAUGGAGCCGGUCCAAAAAUGGCUGGUUUCAAUACCAAAGAACCAAAGAAAUCCAACAAAACUAGAGGAGUUAAGCUAACAUACGAGUUUGAUCCACUUGCAAAAUACAUUUGUCAUAAUUGUGGGAGAGGAGACAACGAGGAGAAUAUGCUUCUAUGUGAUGGCUGUGACGAUAGCUAUCAUACAUUUUGCUUAAUGCCACCUUUAACAGAAAUACCUAAGGGAGAUUGGAGGUGUCCAAAAUGUGUUGCAGAGGAGGUUUCUAAACCGAUGGAAGCUUUUGGUUUCGAGCAAGCGCAGAGAGAGUACACUCUUCAACAGUUUGGCGAAAUGGCGGAUCAAUUCAAAAGCGAUUAUUUUAACAUGCCAGUACAUAUGGUUCCCACCACGUUGGUAGAAAAAGAAUUCUGGAGAAUAGUUUCGUCCAUCGACGAAGAUGUGACAGUAGAAUAUGGCGCGGAUUUACAUACCAUGGAUCAUGGCUCUGGAUUUCCAACAAAAACGAGUGUUAAUUUAUUUAUGUGCGAUCAAGAAUAUGCAGAGUCUUCAUGGAAUUUAAACAAUCUACCAGUUUUACGUAGUAGUGUAUUAGGUCAUAUUAAUGCAGACAUCAGUGGCAUGAAAGUCCCAUGGAUGUACGUUGGCAUGUGUUUCGCAACAUUCUGUUGGCAUAAUGAAGAUCAUUGGAGUUACUCCAUUAAUUAUUUACAUUGGGGAGAGCCAAAGACAUGGUAUGGCGUGCCUGGCUCUCAAGCAGAAAAAUUUGAACACUCCAUGAAAUCUGCUGCUCCUGAAUUAUUUCACAGUCAACCUGAUUUGUUACAUCAACUGGUAACAAUUAUGAAUCCAAAUAUCUUAACGAGCGAAGGAGUACCAGUUUUUAGAACUGAUCAACACGCUGGCGAAUUUGUUGUUACAUUUCCAAGAGCGUAUCAUGCAGGUUUUAAUCAAGGCUACAACUUUGCGGAAGCUGUCAAUUUUGCACCAGCAGAUUGGCUUAAAAUGGGAAGGGAGUGCAUUUCGCAUUAUUCAAAUUUAAGGCGGUUUUGUGUAUUCUCUCACGACGAAUUGGUAUGCAAAAUGUCUUUAGAUCCAGACUCAUUGGAUAUUGGAAUUGCUACUGCUACUUACCAUGACAUGUUACAAAUGGUAGACGAUGAGAAAAAAUUGAGGAAAAAUCUAUUGGAGUGGGGUGUUACGGAGGCAGAACGGGAAGCUUUUGAGUUAUUACCAGAUGAUGAGAGACAGUGUGAAGCUUGUAAAACAACUUGUUUUUUAAGUGCAGUUACAUGUUCGUGUCACAAUUCUCAGUUAGUUUGUUUAAGACAUUUUACGGAUCUUUGUGAUUGCCCUCCGGAGAAACAUACUUUACGCUAUCGUUACACAUUAGACGAAUUGCCCAUCAUGUUACAAAAGUUAAAAUUGAAAGCAGAGUCUUUCGACUCUUGGGUAACUAAAGUUAAAGAAGCCAUGGAUCCAAAGAAACCCAAAGUUGAACUUAGCGAGUUGAAAGAACUUUUGAAUGAAGCAGAAAACAAGAAGUUUCCUGAUAGUGAAUUGUUAACAGCUUUGACAACGGCUGUACAAGAUGCAGAAAAGUGUGCAAGCGUCGCGCAACAGCUAUUGAACAAUAAACAACGUACAAGGACCAGACAAUCCGUCGAAACAAAAUACAAAUUAACUGUGGAAGAAUUGACAUUAUUUUAUAAAGAAAUAAGAAGCUUACGUUGCGAAUUAGAAGAAUCCAAUGGUGUAAAGUUUAUAUUGAAUCAGGUAUUGUCAUUUCAAAGCGAUGCUGAAUACUUGGAGUCUACGGAAAAUGAUUGUAAUAUUUCUAAACUAGAAAUGUGUAUAGAAUUUGGGGAUUCCAUAUGUAUUGAGUUACCGCAACUUGUACGCUUAAAACAGAAAUUAGCACAAAUGCAAUGGUUAGAAGAAAUAAAAUCCCUUCAAGAAGAUCCAAAAUCCAUAAGUCGUGUGGAUUUAGAAAGAUUAAUAGAAAAAGGAACGACGAUACCUCCGCAUUUUAAAAUCGAAAAUACUUUGUCCGAAUUACGAACGUUGAUGACUGCGAUCGAUAAGUGGGAAGAAAAAGCGAAAAUGUAUUUGAAUGCAAGAAACAGGCCAACUGUUUCAGCGGUUGAAGAAUUUGUUCACGAAGCCGACGAAGUCGAAGCUUAUCUCCCAAGUUUAGAUACGUUACAAGAUAUAUUAGGACGAGCAAAGAAUUGGUCAAACAUGGUAGAAGAGAUUCAAGCUAAAGAAAACUUUCCAUAUUACGAUACGUUAGAUGAAAUAAUUAGGAAAGGUAGGAGUAUUCCAUUACAAUUGGAUGCACUUUCAAUGUUAGAGUCGACGCUUUCUCUAGCUAAAACUUGGAAAGAAAGAACAGUAAGGACAUUCCUAAGGAAAAAUUCCCAUUAUACGUUGAUGGAAGCUUUGUCCCCACGUGUCGGAGUUGGCGUUCAAGCUAUGAAGACUAAGAAAAAUAAAGGUGACGAAUCCGUCGGUGCUGUGUUCGUUUGUGAUACAAAACUCGAUGAUUCGAAUAAUUCGGCGACCGUGGUAGCUGCUUUCAAAUUAGCCGAACAACGUGAGAUGGAUGCAAUGAGAAAAUUAAGGGACAAAAAUGUAUCUAAAGCUGAAGAGGAUGAUUCUAAAUAUUGUGUAUGUCGUAGAAUAAGAUAUGGACUUAUGCUUCAGUGUGAGCUAUGUAAAGAUUGGUUUCAUUCUAAUUGUGUGCCAUUACCUAAAACAACCUAUAAAGGCAAAGUGCCGAUCUCGAGAGAAGUUAAAUUUUUAUGUCCAUGUUGUUUACGUUCAAGAAGACCACGUUUGGAAACUAUUUUAGCCCUUUUAGUUAGUCUUCAAAAGAUCCCCAUACGUUUACCCGAAGGUGAAGCGUUGCAGUGUCUAACAGAACGAGCAAUGAACUGGCAGGAUCGUGCUAGACAAGCUUUAGCGACAGAAGAAAUUUCUUUGGCAUUGAAAACGUUAUCUGCGUUAUCGCAACAAUUAGUUGAAGCUGCUGCCAGAGAAAAAACAGAAAAAAUUAUUAGCAGCGAAUUGAAAAAAGCAGCUAAUAAUCCAGAAUUGCAUCAAAGAGUACAAGCUAUCGCACCUCUUAGCGGUGUUCAUUCGGACGAUAGUGUGCUUAGCACAGCUGAUGACGAUGACGAUGUCGUUACGAUUGAUGACGAUGAACCAACAUGUAGUACCUUUAAUAGUAAUGAACAUGCCUACUCUUACAUUUCUAAACAUCAACGUAAAUCUCAAUCAAGUGAUUCCUCAGAAACAGCCGUAAUCUUGUCGCACAAUGCCAGGCAACACUUAGAAGAAUUAAUGAUGGAAGGAGACUUAUUAGAAGUUGCAUUAGACGAGACACAACAUAUUUGGCGUAUUUUAAGUCAUACCAAUAGUCCAAGUACUAUUAGAAAGUACGCGGCACUCGAAGAAAUUCAAACUAAUUGCAAUCAAGAAUCCAAGGAUGCUAAAAAACGUGGUAGGAAAAGGAAAUCCGAAGAAUUUGAAUUAUUAAAGAAACUUGGAAAGCAAAAAGUCGAUGACAAAAGUUCGGUUAAACGUAAAGGAUUGAUAAAAGAGAAAAAAUCAGCUUGUUCACCUGUGCCAAUAAAACGUGGCCCACGGAAGAUGAAACGAAAAGAAGGAGAGGAAGGUCCAAAGAAAAGAGGAGGGAAUAGAAAAAAAACCAAACAGGACACCUCGGAUGAGGAAGAAGAUUGUGCUGCAGUUAAUUGCUUACAUCCCAGUGGUAGGGAAGUAGAUUGGGUCCAAUGCGAUGGGGGAUGCGAAGGUUGGUUUCACAUGCAUUGCGUUGGUCUUGAUAGAACAGAAAUCGCCGAAGAAGACGAUUACAUUUGCAGUAAUUGCAAAGAGACAGAUCAAAAUUCCACGUCGAGAGGGCCAGAUUCCCUGGCUGAAUCUUUAGGAUUGGAUGCACUUCUUUCCCUUUCUCAAUCUCAGGCAUACCAUGGGACCGAUACCGAAGCUAAUAUCCACGAAACUUCAUCCUUCGUCAAGACCUACUAGCGUGUUUUCAAUCGUUGACAAAGCUCAAGAGAAUCAUACGAUGAUUUAUUAUUAUUAUUAUUAUUAUUAUUAUUAAUUAUAUUACUAUUAUUAUUAUAUUAUUAUUAUUACGAUUAUUAUUAUCAUACUAUCAUUAUUCUAUUAUUAUUAUUAUUAUUGUAUCAAUCGAUUAUCAAAUGAUGUCCUUUGUGAUUAUAAUCUAUCGAUAUAUAUCACACACAACACACGUAUAUACAGAUACACACAUACACUGCAGGUUAUUGUACAUUAUCUGGAUAUAAGCUGCGAGUGGUGAAGAGAUAAAAGAGACAGAAUCAUAUAAUUGCACGCUAGUCGUUAUAUAUAUAUAUAUAAUUUGUUGGUGUAAUAUUUUACACCAACAACUGUGAUUAUUUUAUUAAUUAUUUUUUUGUUUCUUUUCUUUUUUUUUUUUUUUAAAUUUUUGUUAGGUGUAAAUCAGGGUUGAGCUUUUAUCUUUAAUUUCUUUUUAAAUAUUGAAGAUUCGUCACAGUAGAGAUAAUUACUUUUAUUAUUAGAUUGUAUCGCGUUCGAUAUAUCAAUAGUUAGAAUUUGUUAAUUUCUUGUUUUUGCUUAUUUUUUCUUGGUUUCUUCUCAUCUUUUGUAGAUAUCCAUUACGAGCGGAAUGAUGAUAAAAAUGAAAUAUAUAUACCCUUUCAGUGUUUGUUAUAGUAUAAGAAAAUGAUAGAUUCGUUUGUUCCUUUAUAUAUUCUUUAAAGAUAUAAGUUGCCAGUGAGAGCAAUGACGAAUUUCAGCAUAGGACAAUUGAAAUGAUAUCAUUUAUAUUAAGUUAUAUAAUUUAAUCAAUUUUAAUUUAAUAUCUUAAAUUUAUAAUUGGCGUAUCAUUUAUAUAUUUUAGAUUUUGCAACUAGGUAUAAUUGUAUUUUGGCAGCGUAUAUAUUUCACAUUUCAUCAUUAAUAUUAAUAAAUCAAUCGAGAGAGAAAAAUAUAUAUAUACAUUUAAUAACUAAAUUCGUUUUCUAAGUUUGAAGUGCCGUUUUAGAUUAUCAGAUACAUAUAAGACAUUUGAAGACAAAAAGAAUUAAUGCGAAUAAAUGAUUUUCUUGUUUUUUUAA
Messenger RNA from Polistes canadensis, 6530 nucleotides. It is a transcript of the gene Kdm5, whose product is annotated as lysine-specific demethylase lid. Gene Ontology annotation, molecular function: histone demethylase activity; DNA binding. Gene Ontology annotation, biological process: chromatin remodeling. The transcript is spliced from 16 exons. The coding region runs from base 493 to 5436 and encodes 1647 amino acids. Gene Ontology annotation, cellular component: nucleus. Lineage: Eukaryota; Metazoa; Arthropoda; Insecta; Hymenoptera; Vespidae. The record is from RefSeq and is a predicted model, not a curated record.